Messenger RNA from Fusarium pseudograminearum CS3096, 1182 nucleotides. RefSeq lists its product as uncharacterized. The record is from RefSeq and is a predicted model, not a curated record. Lineage: Eukaryota; Fungi; Ascomycota; Sordariomycetes; Hypocreales; Nectriaceae. Bases 1 to 1182 code for a protein of 393 amino acids. The transcript has 6 exons.
AUGCCUUAUCCAGUGACGAACGGCGUGACGACCUUCCUACCACCACCUGAGGGUUAUGUGGUGGAUUUUGACAACCCCCAGAAGCAAGAUGCCAUCGAACAUUAUCUUGUAUUCGCCAUUCUGGGACCCAUUGCGUUCCUGUUUCUAGUACAGAGACUGUAUACAAAGUACUUCAUUCUGGGAAGCUGGAAGAUCGAUGAUGCUCUUAUUGUGAUUGCUUGGAUCUGUUCCCUUGUCAUGCAGUCGGUUCAGAUAUGGUCCAUUUCCAUCGGUGGUCUGUGUCAUCACGCAUGGGAAAUGCCAAUCGAGGUCUUUGAGAAGCAUAUGCUCAGCUCAUACAUCGCUGCACCCGUCUUCAUCAUCUGCAAUGGCUGCAGCAAAACAUCGCUGUUAACAUUUUACCUCCAAAUAUCACCCCAAUUGUGGUUCCGCCGAGUUAUAUAUGGAACCAUCACAUUUGUCGUUCUUUACACACUCAUCAUCUCCACGCUUCUUCUAUUUGGCUGCAACCCUAUCCAGACGGCAUGGGACCCUUUUCGGUUCGCGAGUGGAAAAUGUGCCGAUAAUGCUGUCGUUUACAUCAUCAUCGCCGUGGUUAAUAUCAUCUCUGAUCUCAUUCUCUUUGUCAUUCCUAUACCCAUGAUUGCUCAACUGAAGAUGCCGUUGAGCCAGAAGAUUGGAGUGGCCAUCAUGUUUGGUAUCGCUACUAUAACGGUUGCAACGUCAAUUAUUCGAAUGAUCUUCCUCCCCGCCCUCCUCGGAGCACUCGACAUCCCAUGGGUCGCUGCCCCCGCCAACGUCUGGUCGAUCGCCGAGGCCAACCUCUUCAUCGUGUGUGGCUCGAUGCCUACAUUGCGCAAAUUCUUCAAGCGUUUCGCACCAAAGUGGUUCGGCUCCUCGCCCACACCUGAAGAAGCUGUUGUCGUCGGAUCCGUAUCAGACCAAUCUUCCAGGUUUGGAUUAGACAAGAAGAAAAAGAAGAAGCACACAGGAUAUUCGCAAUUUGACACGACGGAGUUGGGAAAUUAUCCUGAUGGUGUCAGUCAGGAAACCCAGGUGAUCGCUGGUAAGGCGGAUGAAGGGAACUUGGGAAAUGUUCUGUACAACUCAAGCGAGGAGGCGAUUCUACAGCAAAGCAAAAUUGCUUAUACCAAGUCGUUUGAGGUUUCGCGCAGCCCAUAA